Molecule: messenger RNA, 1374 nt
Organism: Pocillopora meandrina
Lineage: Eukaryota; Metazoa; Cnidaria; Anthozoa; Scleractinia; Pocilloporidae
Source: the annotation of a GenBank genome assembly
AUGCAGAUCUUUGUGAAGACCUUAACUGGGAAGACUAUCACUCUUGAAGUUGAACCGAGCGAUAGUAUCGAAAAUGUGAAGACGAAAAUCCAAGACAAAGAGGGCAUCCCGCCCGAUCAACAGCGUCUCAUUUUCGCUGGCAAACAACUCGAAGACGGCCGAACCCUAAGUGAUUACAACAUCCAAAAAGAGUCUACUCUUCACCUGGUUCUUCGUCUGAGAGGUGGAAUGCAGAUAUUUGUGAAAACUCUGACGGGAAAAACCAUCACGCUUGAGGUCGAGCCGAGUGACUCCAUUGAAAAUGUCAAGACAAAGAUUCAAGACAAAGAAGGAAUCCCUCCUGAUCAACAAAGGUUGAUUUUCGCCGGCAAACAAUUGGAAGAUGGCCGCACUUUGAGUGACUACAACAUCCAGAAAGAAUCAACCCUUCAUCUGGUGUUGCGUUUAAGAGGAGGAAUGCAGAUUUUCGUCAAAACCCUCACAGGCAAGACGAUCACACUCGAAGUCGAACCCAGCGACUCCAUCGAAAACGUUAAAACAAAGAUCCAGGACAAAGAAGGCAUUCCACCCGAUCAGCAAAGAUUGAUAUUUGCUGGCAAACAGUUAGAAGAUGGCCGCACCCUGAGCGACUACAACAUCCAGAAAGAAUCAACCCUUCAUUUGGUGUUGCGUCUUAGAGGAGGAAUGCAGAUUUUCGUCAAAACCCUCACAGGCAAGACAAUCACGCUCGAAGUCGAGCCCAGCGACUCGAUCGAAAAUGUCAAGACAAAAAUCCAGGACAAAGAGGGUAUCCCACCCGACCAACAGAGGUUGAUUUUCGCCGGUAAACAGUUGGAAGAUGGCCGUACAUUGAGUGACUACAACAUCCAAAAAGAAUCGACCCUCCAUCUUGUUUUGCGUCUGCGUGGAGGCAUGCAGAUCUUCGUCAAAACCUUGACCGGAAAAACGAUCACGCUUGAAGUAGAGCCCAGCGACUCGAUCGAAAAUGUCAAAACAAAGAUCCAGGAUAAAGAGGGCAUCCCACCAGAUCAGCAGAGAUUGAUUUUUGCCGGCAAACAGUUAGAAGAUGGUCGUACCCUGAGCGACUACAAUAUUCAGAAGGAAUCCACCCUCCAUCUUGUGCUCCGUCUGCGUGGUGGCAUGCAGAUCUUUGUCAAAACCUUGACAGGAAAAACCAUCACCCUUGAGGUUGAACCCAGCGACUCCAUUGAGAAUGUGAAGACCAAAAUCCAGGAUAAAGAGGGUAUUCCUCCAGACCAGCAGAGAUUGAUUUUUGCUGGCAAGCAACUUGAAGAUGGCCGCACUCUGAGCGACUACAACAUACAAAAAGAGUCAACUCUUCAUUUGGUGUUGCGUCUGAGAGGUGGACAGUAA